Psilocybe cubensis is the source of this 1554-nucleotide messenger RNA. RefSeq lists its product as uncharacterized. The coding region runs from base 1 to 1554 and encodes 517 amino acids. The transcript has a single exon. Gene Ontology annotation, molecular function: RNA binding; pseudouridine synthase activity. Gene Ontology annotation, cellular component: cytoplasm; nucleus. The record is from RefSeq and is a predicted model, not a curated record. NCBI's taxonomy places the organism in Eukaryota, Fungi, Basidiomycota, Agaricomycetes, Agaricales, Agrocybaceae. Gene Ontology annotation, biological process: tRNA pseudouridine synthesis; mRNA pseudouridine synthesis.
AUGCCAGCAACUGCUACUUCAAGUCCCAAUCCAGGUCCUUAUGCAGGUUGGACUCGCGAACGAUUGAUCGAGAGGUUAACUGAACUCGAGGGUGCCGCUGCCGAUGUGAAAACCAAACAAGAACCACCUCCACCCAAGAUCAGCAAAACGUUCGAUUUUUCAAAGUAUUCAAGGCGAAAAAUUGCCCUCAAAUUUUGCUACUCAGGAUGGGAGUACGGUGGUCUUGCCUUCCAAAUGGGUCCAACACCUCUUCCAACCGUCGAAAAUGUGCUUUUCGAUGCAUUAGCAAAGACGCGUUUGAUUGAUCCUGAGGCUGGGUUCGAGGGAUGUGGAUGGGAAAAGUGUGGACGCACAGAUCGUGGAGUCAGUGCAGGAGGUCAGGUCGUGUCGCUUUGGGUUAGAAGCGCAUUGCCUUCACAGGGUGCCCAAGAGGAGGUCUCUAAUGUAGAGAAAGUGGCAAAAGUGGAAGAUGUAGAAUCCCUCCCAGAAUCUGACGCCGACGGUCUUUUUGGGGAUCUGGAUUUCUCAUCGGAGCCUUCAUCAAAUACCUCAGUGCAGAAAGUCUCCCAGGUGCGCGAGCACGAUUACCUUUCCAUGAUAAAUCGCCUUCUACCAGACACCAUUCGGGUUACUGCCUGGUCUCCAGUCGAUCCAUCUUUCUCCGCCCGAUUUUCUUGCAAGUACCGGCACUACAAGUACUUCUUCUCUUCCCUACACCUCGAUAUACCCGCUAUGCAGGCAGCCGCUGCGAGAAUGAUGGGUGAACAUGACUUUCGUAAUCUGUGCAAAUUAGAUGCCCAGAAACAAAUAACAAACUUUCGAAGAACAAUAUUACGUGCCACCAUUGAACCAUUGGAGAGCGAGGAAAACGCCCACGGAAAUAUGUAUGUCUUCGACCUCGUCGGAACAGCAUUCUUGUACCAUCAAGUGCGACACAUCAUGGCCAUUCUUUUCCUUGUCGGAUCAGGCCUUGAGCCUCCGAGAAUUGUCACAGAGCUCAUGAAUGCUCAAGAAGGCGUCGAAGAUCUACGACCAGAGGACACCGAUGCUGUCACGAAAUAUGAAGCAAUUGAUCGAAAACCGGAAUAUCAAAUGGCUGAUGCCUUGCCCUUAAUGCUAUGGGAGUGCGGCUACGACGAAUCUGCGCUAGACUGGCAGACCUCAAAUUUGACUGAGAACGAUGCUAUCAACGGUGGUCUGUAUCGCCAACUUCAAGCAAUAUAUAACCGUUCUCGCGUUUUCUCUGCUCUCGAUGACCAUUUCAUUAGGGCCGCAGAGAAGCAUCAUCCUGUACCCCCGACACUUCUUCCACUAAAAAAUGGACUAGAAGGGCUGAACAACAUGAAGGAUUUACCUGAAAGGGAAAGAUAUAUCAACAUUCCUUUGGGAGGAGGGACAUUCAAAAGGAGCCUGAAGUAUGUUCCAUUGCUAAAACGAAAGAGGUUGGACACUGUUGAGGCAAUAAACGAACGCUGGCGAAUUUCGCGGCUCCAAAAAGACGGCAAGUCAGUAGAACCGUUGGAAAGAGCGGAAGAAGACGAUGGAAAUGAGUAG